ACGAGACUUGGAGUUGUUAGCAUUACRGAGGAAAGAGCGCACGCAUUUUUAAAAUAUAUUUGCCAUUUCGGGAAGUUUUGGAGCCGAAAUAUAAAUAACUUUUUUUGUGUUAUUCGGCCAAGAGCAUCAAAACCAAGAUGUCGGAUGAUCUGGCGAAACAAUUGAGCAGCUACAAAGCCCAGCUGCAGCAAGUAGAAGUUGCAUUAUCUACCGAUCCGGACAACGAAGACCUUCUCAAACUCCAGAAGGACUUGCAGGAAGUCAUCGACCUGACAAAAGAUUUAAUAACUUCACAGCCUGUCGACGGGGCGUCUGCGGCUAGUAGUUCAGACACAGUGCCUGUGAAGCGCCACUGGAAAAUUGGAGAAAAGUGUUUGGCUAUGUGGAGUAAGGAUGGACAGGUGUAUGAGGCCGAGAUUGAGGAGAUAGACCGGGAGAAUGGCACGGCAGCUGUUACCUUCACUGGAUACGGGAAUGCCGAAGUGAUUCCUCUGCAGAACCUCAAAGUGGUGGAGGAAGGGAAACGAUCCGAAGAUGAUGGAGGCAUGAAGCCAAAAUCGAAGAAAGAGCAGAUAGCAGAGCAGCGAGAGUAUAAGAAGAAGAAAGCUCAGAAAAAGGUCCAGAGGAUGAAGGAGUUGGAGCAGGAGAGGGAGGACCAAAAGUCGAAGUGGCAACAGUUCAACAACAAAGCCUAUUCAAAGAACAAGAAAGGACAGGUAAAAAGGAGCAUAUUUGYAUCUCCAGAAAGUGUAAACGGAAAGRUGGGAGUUGGAACUUGUGGUAUCGCAGACAAACCUAUGACCCAGUACAAUGACACGUCCAAAUACAACGUCAGACAUUUAAUGCCACAAUGACCUGAUAUACUUUGUACAUAAUAAUCUAUUGUAUACUAGCUGUGUCAGUGCUUUCCAUGGUGUUUAUUCAGGAUCCAAGUUACUCAAGUAAAGAAAACUUGAAAAGGAAUUGAUUGCACACCAGUGUUUUAACACAUUGUUGUAAUUUUCUUGUACAUUAUGCAAUUAGAACUGCAGAAAAACAAAAACAAAUCCAUGUCAGGARAUGUUCCACCUCUGRUACAAGAUCCUGUCUACACAAACCCAAGAUAAUGUUGUAGAAAAGUGUUAGUUUCCAUUACAGUCUAAGGCCAAAUGCCUACAAGAAAGUGUGUAAACUAAACCCAUUUGAGGCUGGAUUUUUCUCUCAUCACUCUGAAUAUUACACUGUUGUGAAUUUGAAAUGACUUAAUUUACAUUUUUUCUGUAUAUAUUUAAAAACAGUGAAAUAAACAUUGAUUUGUGUUUACUUUUUAAAAA
Messenger RNA from Austrofundulus limnaeus, 1313 nucleotides. It is a transcript of the gene smndc1, whose product is annotated as survival motor neuron domain containing 1. Gene Ontology annotation, biological process: mRNA processing; regulation of alternative mRNA splicing, via spliceosome. The record is from RefSeq and is a predicted model, not a curated record. Gene Ontology annotation, cellular component: nucleus; precatalytic spliceosome; cytoplasm. The transcript is spliced from 6 exons. Gene Ontology annotation, molecular function: RNA binding. NCBI's taxonomy places the organism in Eukaryota, Metazoa, Chordata, Actinopteri, Cyprinodontiformes, Rivulidae. The coding region runs from base 138 to 854 and encodes 238 amino acids.